Pistacia vera is the source of this 1280-nucleotide messenger RNA. RefSeq names its product transcription factor MYB113-like. The transcript is spliced from 2 exons. The coding region runs from base 163 to 1140 and encodes 325 amino acids. Gene Ontology annotation, molecular function: RNA polymerase II cis-regulatory region sequence-specific DNA binding; DNA-binding transcription factor activity, RNA polymerase II-specific. Gene Ontology annotation, biological process: regulation of DNA-templated transcription. Gene Ontology annotation, cellular component: nucleus. The record is from RefSeq and is a predicted model, not a curated record. NCBI's taxonomy places the organism in Eukaryota, Viridiplantae, Streptophyta, Magnoliopsida, Sapindales, Anacardiaceae.
AUCCACAACCCUAAACCAACCCCACUUUCUUAUUCUGUUGGUGCUCAUUUUCUUCUUCUUCUAUAUAUCUUCUUGUGGUCUACUUCUCCUUUUGUGUUACUUGAUGACAAAUAAUUCACUGCUCAUCAUCAGCUGCGCUGGUUGUUUCGAUCACGCGCUGCCAUGGAAGACUCUGCAGGAGCUGCUUCUAGUGAUGAUGCCACCAAGACUUGCCCUCGAGGACACUGGAGACCAGCUGAAGAUGAAAAGCUCCGCCAACUUGUUGAACAAUAUGGUGCACAAAACUGGAACUCUAUUGCUGAGAAGCUCCAAGGAAGAUCAGGGAAGAGUUGUAGAUUAAGGUGGUUUAAUCAACUUGACCCCAGAAUCAACAGAAGACCAUUUACAGAAGAGGAAGAAGAAAGACUACUCGCGGCUCAUCGAAUUCAUGGAAACAAAUGGGCACUGAUAGCUAGACUAUUUCCAGGUAGAACCGAUAAUGCCGUGAAGAAUCAUUGGCAUGUUAUAAUGGCGAGAAAGCAAAGAGAACAAUCGAAACUAUGCGGAAAGAGAAGUUAUUCAGACAGUCUUAGCAACUGCAACAUCAAUUCCGAUCAUUUUAGUAGUAAUCAUAUUUCAAGAAAAUCAAGACCCCAAGACAUGUUUAUUAGCUCAAGAAAUAUCGGGUUUGAGAGUGGUAGAAUCUUUGAGUUCCGAAACCCCAAUUCGGAUAUUAAUAGAACGUUUGCAGUCUCGCCUUCUGUUUCUCAGCUUUCUUGGAGUUUCGCCCCACCAAUGGUUGCAACUUCAAACAAUAUUAUUUCAUCUUCAGAAGUGGAUUUCUCAAGAAGAGAAGGAAGAGAUUAUUUGACUUCUAGUUCCAAUUAUAACUAUCCGAGUUCUUCAGUUUACGGUAGCAAUCGGAGUUCUAGUUCUAUAUUUGGGCUCACAAACAACAGGAGAAUCGUUCCAAGUCCAUUUGGUUCUUUUAGAGUUGGUGAUCUUGAUUAUCAUGAAAACCAAAGAAAGAAGGAGCUGACUAAAUUUUCAGAUAACUCAUCCAUGAAAGUGAGUGCAGUGCAGCAAGCUCAAGGAGAUGAAUCUAUCAAACAUGAGAGUGUACCUUUCAUAGAUUUCCUCGGUGUGGGUAUCUCCUCUUGAUCACCACAAACAUCCAUCGGUUUUAUUUAACUAAUCCUUUCUGUCAUAUAUAUUAUAGUAGUUUCAAUUAGCUUCACUUUUUGGUCUUAAAAAAGACUUAUAAUGCGAAUAGCUAUUAAUCUUUUCUAUAUGAAAUUUUG